AUGUUGAUUUUAAGCCGAGAUACAGCCAGUGGCAGGUUAGAGACGCCGUGUGCCUCGUUGUCUGCGUCUCUAGCCCCGAAAACUUCAAAUGACCAUAACUCAGCUCAAAAUUGUCCUAGGAAGAUGCACUCUUCGGCUCCAAUCACUUCUGCUCCGCCUCAAAAAGAAUCACCACCACCAUACGAAAACGCUGAAAAGGAAUGGAAGACUGAGAAACCAGAGACCACAGAGACCCAUGGUCCAUCUGACUUUGAAAAAAUCCAAAAAUUGACCAUGGAAAACCGCCAAUUGGAAGCUCAAGUCGAAAGAACUAAAUUAACUAUUGCUAUCGCGAACCGGGAUCAUCAAAAACAGCAGGAGGGUUAUGAGAAGAAAUUGAAAGAGCAACGAGAUGAAAUUCGUAAACUUUCGGAAUUGCACGAAGAGGAUAAGAGAAGAGUGUGUUAUGCCGAAAAAAAUAUCGAUGAAAUCUCAAAAAAUUUCAACAAAACUAAAGAAGAAUUGGCGGAGAGCUAUGAUAAAAAUCGAAAACUUUUUGACAAACUCAAAGAAUACGAGCGCUACGCGUAUGCUCAAUCGGACUGUGACUACUGUAACAACUUGGAAGUCAAUCAUGCCGAUAAAGUCUUUUAUGAUGAGCAAUUGGAGGAUGAUUCUGAAGAAGAGGACGCUAGAAUUGAAGAGAUUGCUCAGAUUCAAGAGACGCAAAGAAGAGAAAUUGAGGAUUUGAAGAAGAAGCAUCAGGAAGAUAUUGGAGAGAUUUUCAAGAGAUUGGAAUUGGUCGAAAAGUGGCGAGAAGAGAAAGAUGUGGAGGAUUCAGGAUAUUUUUUGAUUGAUUCAGAAGAAUCGCUCUGA
Messenger RNA from Caenorhabditis briggsae, 855 nucleotides. The transcript is spliced from 5 exons. The record is from RefSeq and is a predicted model, not a curated record. NCBI's taxonomy places the organism in Eukaryota, Metazoa, Nematoda, Chromadorea, Rhabditida, Rhabditidae. The coding region runs from base 1 to 855 and encodes 284 amino acids.